This is a messenger RNA of Aspergillus melleus, 590 nucleotides long. RefSeq lists its product as uncharacterized. The annotation marks the transcript as partial. The transcript is spliced from 3 exons. Lineage: Eukaryota; Fungi; Ascomycota; Eurotiomycetes; Eurotiales; Aspergillaceae. The record is from RefSeq and is a predicted model, not a curated record.
UACGCGCCGAAGAGGCUGCCACAUCAAAACUCCCAACCCAAGCCAUCUCCUCUAUAGCGGAACAACUGGAAGCAGAAGAGAAGAUAUUUCGGGGCGCACCCUUGAAUGAGGCGAGGUUGCGUAUAACCAUCAACACGAUCCUUCAAGCGGCCUUUGCCCUCAAGGACUAUGCCCACGUACAAAGCCAAGUUGAGCGCCAUCUCAAAGUGGAUAUGCCGCGUAGAAAGCCUACCAGAACGAUCAAUGGCGUUGCCGACUACGCCAUCUGGUAUGGCAACAAUCCCCAUAACGAGGCAAACUGUAUUUGCCUAGUCGAGGCCAAGGACAUGAAGCACGAUGGCUUUUCCCAGGUCCUAGGUUACAUGGGGGUCGUGUUGGAAACUCGGGAGCGGGCUGGUUGCAGCCAUAGGGACAUAUGGGGGAUAGCCACCAACUCUAAGGAUUGGAGGUUUCUCCGCUUGGAGAAAAAUCGAAACUUCUCCUCCCUGCAAUUUUCGACCCGGAACAAUCAACUACCCCAGAUACUACUUGUGUUAAGUAGUAUUAUCGGGCAAACGGCCAUUCUGUCUCCUACUGUCUCACGUUCUUGA